UGAGUGAAAACAGCGAGGCAGUCUUCUGAAACGUCCGAGUGUCUCAACAUCUCCCAGCAAAACUUUGUCUCAAACACUGUCGUCAAUGUGCCACGGCCAAGUUUUUUUCCCGGGGACCGGACCAGUUGGCGUGUGAUCUGGCCCUUGAAAAGGAAAGAAAGAAAAAAAUAAAAGGCUUCCCCCUCCCUCCCCUUACUCAGCCAUAGGUAACUUAGUGGUGUGUUAGGUACUGGAAGUGAGAGUAUUUCAAUGUUUUCACUGGUUGCCAGGGAGUGUUGCAACCCUGACUGUUUGGGUACUGCUGCCCACAUACAUGGCAUCAAUUUGACCACUCUUCUGGCGCAGAAAGUUGUCGAAAUGUGGAGAAUAAGCAACACGUGACUGGUGACUGUGGUUGCUUGAGUGCACGGUGUCAGCGGAGACUUGUAACAGUCUCUCAGAGUGGUUGUUGCAACGUGCAGUGCCGUCCCAAGAUGAUAAAUGCAGUGCAACAUUGCAGGCGCGCAUAAAGAGGUUUCUAUUAUAUUAACGCAACCAUGAAAGUCUGGAGGUGAAGAGGAUGAUCAAGUUGAUGGUUUAACGUGUAGGUUGAUGAUGAGUUUGUAUUGGUAGUGUGUUGUGUGUGUGUUGAGUGUGUUGAAGAGACGCGCUCUGAGCGGCGGCGGCGGCGGCGGUGGCGGCGGCCCCAGCGUGGUGCGGCACUCUCGACCUUACUCUGCCACCCAGCAAGAGUCAUUUCGUCAUAGGUGGCACUCGGUGGCACCGUGUCAGGGCUCGUGGCUAAGUUUAGCGGUGCCCCUGAGCCCUACCUGCCCUACUACCUUGGUGCCACCUCACUGAUACUCAGUACCACCUGGACCUGCUUGCCCUGGCACCUGUGCCUGCCCCUGAGGGCCAACCAUGGCUGCUUAACGACCUUAUUGCCACUCAUCCACUCUGAUCCCAGAGUGAGGGAGAGGUGGGCUGGGCCUGGAGGAGGGGGCGCCGACCCCACCUUCACUGUCACCCCCCCACCCCUGGUGACUGGCACGGUCAGCAGGCACUCACCAACCCCCCCUGGUGACUGGCACGGUCAGCAGGCACUCACCAACCCCCCCUGGUGACUGGCACGGUCAGCAGGCACUACUCACCACCGUCCCUUCAGCUCCGGUCUUAUGAGAUCAAUAAUCUUUUUCCCAAAUAAAAACAACACUGUCAGAUAGACAGGAAAGUCGGCCGUCCCUCCAAGUAGAGUUCUAUGAGCGCUGAUCCACCAGGCUGUGCCUCUUCCUGCUGCACACGUAGACAGAAUGAUGAUGGUGGUGGCGCGGGAGGGCAGCAGUAGAAUGGAGGUGUUGGACGGCCGCCCGGCGCCAGCAAGCCCGGAUCCAAGUGACCCACAGUCACACCUCAACAUGGGCGGUGUAAGUCCCGCAGAGGGGCCCACUCCCCCUGCCCCCCCGCCGCCGCCGCCACAACAGCAACCACAAUCAGACGGCUACUGGAAUAUGCACCUAGAGGUUCUCAGCAAGUUGAAGGGUGAAGUGAAAGACUGGUAUGAUGGCGACUCCUUAGAUGCUGGCCUGGGGCAGGGUGGCGGUGUUAAGCAGGAGCAAGACCCUUAUGCACCUUACUCACACCUGCACCAAAAUCACCCGAUGACCCCGGAAUCCAUGCAUGGCUCCUCACUUAACGGACCACUUGGUGGUCCUCACAAUGGACCUCACAUGGGCUACCCUCUUCAACAACAGACCCAACAGCAACACCAACAGCAUUACCAGAGUUACCAAAGCCAUCCGGGAAUGGGUGACAUAGCCCCAAUGUCCCCAGGCUACCAAGGCCAUCCAAGACCACACCCGCAACAACAUAUGAAUCAGCAACACAUGGGCCAUCAUAUGGGUCAAUAUCCUGACCAACAUGGCCAGUAUGGUCAAUAUGGUCAAAUGGGUGGUCACAUGGGACAGGGAAUGCAAGGUCACCCUGGUCAUGAAGGGCCCCCAGGCAGAGAGGGUGAUCCAUACAGUUUUGUGGAUGAGUACAGUGGUCCACCCCCUAGACCCGUUGACGAAGUCCUAGGUCAAACUCAACCAAAAAGAAGAGGUCGCAAGCCAAAACAUAUAAAACUUAUGGAGAAUGGAGGUGACCCACUAGCAAUAGCUGCUGCUCAAGCCGCCCAUGAAGCCAAGAAACGAAAGUGGAAGCAGCUUGGCCCCGAUGGCAAGCCAAUACUAGCCCCUAUAAAACAAAGGAAAAAAGUCGACAGAUUUGAUGGUAUUCCCGAAGAAGAAGUAACUAAGAAAACCUUACCCGAUCACCUUAGUCCCAACUUGGAUAUAGUCAUUAUUUCUAAAUUCCCAUUCCAGAUCGGAAUAAAUCCAGGUUUGUUUGCGGCAUACAAAGGACAUCAUUAUGCCGGCCCGGGGAACCACUUCUCGAGCUUCUACGAUCAAGGGAAAUGCCUCUACCUGUCAGGACUGAUCCCAGAACCACUCACAUCUGAGGAUGACUUCCGUUUGUUAGAGCACGGUAUUGGCUUCACUAAUAUUGUUGCUCGGACGACAAGGGGAUCAGCAGAUUUAACAAGAAAAGAAAUCAAAGAAGGCGGACAAAUUCUCUUGUCAAAACUGCAGCGGUAUCAGCCUCGAAUUGCUGUCUUUAAUGGUAAAGGAAUUUACGAAAUUUUUUCUGGGAAAAAAGAAUUCACGUUUGGGAGACAACCAGAGAAGAUUGAAGGAACUCGCACACACGUAUGGGUGAUGCCAUCAUCGUCUGCACGCUGUGCACAGCUUCCAAGGGCACUCGAUAAAGUCCCUUUUUAUACAGCUCUUCGGAAAUUCCGUGAUUUCCUGAAAGGUACACUGGAUGAACUAAACGAGGAGGAAAUCACAUUUAUUAAUGCAAAAGUAAAGAAUUUAAAAAUGGACCCUAGUGAGAAGGUAGAACUUGGGUGUGAAGGCCAGCCGGGAGAACUAUGCCGGCCGCCUGAUCCCAUGGGUUCCCCUGUGCAUGAUGACGAUAGGCUAAUUAUCAAGGAAGAAGUUGACAUACCCACAAAGCUUGAUAUGGAUGUGGAAGAAGAUGAAAUUAGCAAAGAAAUGCCACAAACACUUUUUAACCUCAAUGGGAUGACCAGAGAACAGCUUGACUGUAUGGAUUGUCCUACCAUACCAAUCAGGAAGAAGCGUGGCAGACCGAAGAAAACUCCAGACGAUCCUAAUGCCCCGCCCCGUCCUCGGCCUCGGCCUCAAAAUACCGACCCAUUGAUGUUUAAUGGUGAACAACCAAUAAAGAAAAAAAGAGGGAGACCAAAGAAAGUUCUGGAAGAUGGCACCAUUCCUCCCCCUAAGCGACCGGGAAGGAAACCUAAAGCUCUAAAAGAAAUGUUAGCACAACAGCACCAUCAACACCUUCACCAUCCACAGCAUCUAAGUCAACAUCCUCAGUUAGGUCAACAGCAGUUAGGUCAACAGCAACCACCACCACCUGUGGGCAUGGCACAUAUGAAUGGAAUGAUGUCCCCAACAGGGUUUAGCCCAAACCCAGGUGCUCAGACAUUCUCUCCACAGUAUGGUAGCCAUACCCCUGUUCACGGAGGUGGCAGUCUCACCCCAAAUCACAUCGCUGGCAGCCAGACUCCUGGCCACAAUCAGACCCCUGUCCACACUCAACCUCCCAGCCACAGUCAGACCCCCAGCCUCAAUCCAGCAAUGGUUCCAAGAGGACCAACACCACAACAGUUUGGUCAGUCUCCAGGGUAUUCCCCAGGUCCAACAGUCAACCCAGUCAAUCCUCAGCACCAGCAAAGAACUACGACAUCUUAUGGCCAACAACAAACUGAGGCACCAACAGAUUUAAAAGUUGAUGAAGAACAUCACUUAGGUCUUUCUUCUCCUCCUGCAUCACCGCUCAUGACCCAACCAGAUUUUGAACCUCCUAGCAGCAUGCCUGAGGGAGACAUGUCCAUUGGUGCUUCAGACACACAGAGCUCAGCAGCUCUCACUCCAAGUCAUCAAGAAGAUGGUAAGGCGUCUGUACCAUUAGCUACAAGGGACCAGCCCCAGCUUACCCCUACUAUGCCUGGCCAGUUCUCAAACCCCACAACCCCAGUAGAUGGCAGCUCAUACCAGAAUUACCCUUCGUAUCCUUCAAAUGCUUCACACUCGCCAUCAAUGGUGAAGCCAUCUGCUGUACACCCAGGACAGUCACCAACGAUUGUGAGCAAGGGGGAUGUAGCAUCGAAGAGCUUGUCUGGUCUAGAGUCAUUAGUGGACCAGAUACCUAGCCUCAAUGAACAUGAGACAAGCAGCCAACAUUCUGCUCACUCAAAUUCUGCCCCUUGUUCCAAUCCAACGACCCCCGGCCCCCCUGCGGGAUCAGCCCCCUUUAGCCCUGGUAACGUUCCGCCCACCUCCACGUACCAGAGCUACCCAGGCGGGGGCAGCUCAGGAGCCUCGGCAUACCCCACCUCCCACUAUGGCUCCCCACAGUCUUCACACCCAUACUCCCCUCACUACAGCUCCAACAGUACAAACCUCAGUACAAAUUUCAGUGUGAGCUCACUGGCAAAUAGCAGCAUUAGUACCACUAUGUCAUAUAGUAGUGCUUAUGACCUGGGGUCACCACAAGCGUCGACAAGCUCAUUUAGUGUGUCAUCGUUGACGAGCAGUGCCCCUGCCCCAUCCCCCUCCAUGUACAGCCAGUCCUACUCCCCUGCUCCUCCAACUGCCCCUGGGCCACCUCCACACUCCUCGUAUCCAGAUAUUAUGAGCCCCUCCAUGUUGGCUCCAACCCCUUCCAUGGGCUCAUCAUUUAUGGGAUCUCCCAGUCUGAUGAGUUCACCCACACCCAUGAGCUCAAGUAUGGGUGGAUCCUCCAUGGGUCCCAUGGGUGCUCUUCACUCCUCCAUGGGCAUGACAGGGUCACAGCUACCCUACCCAUAUUCACAAUAUAGUGAUGCUGCCCCUGGAUACCCCCCUCCAGGGCACUCAACUUUUCCCUACCCACCAACAGCUCCUGGGUUUCAUGUUCCCUCUCCACGCUUUCCCUACCCAUCCCCCUAUUCUAACUCCCCCUAUACUCAAGGUUACUCUCAGAAUGCCGUGCUGGAGCGCAUCAAGCAAACCAGUAUGGGUAUGGGCUUUGGGGGAUUUUAAGGUGCAAGGAUAGUAAUGAUAGAAGUACUCUGGUGUAGUGUACUAGCCAUGUAAAGGAAAUAGGACUCACUGUUUCCCAUGCUCACUGUAUUGUCUCAGUGUCAGUUCCUUGUUUUAGCUUUUUUAUAUAUUUGUUACCCUAGAGCACCUGGUAAGCUCCACUUCCAUCUCCUUGCUGUCAAGAGUGAAGGAGGUUGUGGCACUUGAGUGAUUAAUUGUAUGUAAACUGUUCUCUGUGUGUGGAGAAGGGAGUGUUUGCCAUAUAUGACAGGGUAAUAAUAAUUGCUAAGCAUUGUGAUGCGCUAGAGCAGCACUCCUCCCCUCAGUGAACAGCGUCAAGUGUUGCAUCACCAUUCCUGCGUUGUGUACCAAUUACUGGCCAGUGAUCUCAUGAGCCGUGUAACAGGCUGACUGACCCAUCUGCCCUGUGGCAGAUUCCCCACAGCUCACAAACGCUAGGAACAGCCUCUCUGGGUAGUCUCGUUGACUAUCCUGAAGCAUAGUCCCACUGUAGCAGUAAACCAGGGGACAAAAAAAAAAAAAAGUCCUUUCUAUCAGUGAAACUGGGGACUAAGUCCUUCUCAAAAGUGAUUUAAGGGGCUAAAAAGUCCUACAUUACAGUGAACCAUAAAGCUGGAAGGUCCUGCCAGAAGUGAACUGAGCUUACCCCAUGUGCAUCAAUCGUUACAGACAGUGUGUCAGAGACAGAAACUUGUGAUGUGGACAAGUGUGUAUGUGUGGAAGUGAAAAAAAAAAAAAGGAGUCCCAAUUGGCUUCCACAAGGUGAUGAAACAUAAGUUGUUUUGGUACCCAGUCCAGGAGGAUUGUGAACAAGUAUGUGUUGAGACAGUUCCUUCCAACAGAUAAUGUAAAGUAGUAUUAAGAAGCCAGACCCUUUUAUAUGGACAGCACAAUACUCUUUUGGUGCAAUAUAGUCAUCAAUCAUUCAUGCGCACAGUGUUGACAGAUGUUUUUGAAAUGAUAUUAACACACUUGUUUAUAUCUACCACCCAUAUUUGCAGUUGAAUGAUUUGUAGUGAAACCUCCCCCAGAACAAAAUUGUCACAGACUAUUUGAUACAGUUUGUUAAGCCAUGAAUUUCUCAAGGGUACUAUCUACUUCACAGUAGACACAUUUUUGAGAUAUAUUGAGGAGAUGCACUUAUGCUGGUUAACUCAUUUUCACCUGCAGUAUGUAAACUGGUCAAUCAUUAGUUAUUUUUUUAUGUUUUCAUACAAAUUUUCUUGCACUGCCUGAAUACUGUAUAUAGAAACAGCUUAUGUUGCUAUAUACUCAUUAAGGCUGUAAGGAGGUAAUUACCUGAGGUUAUAUGUUGGUAGUAUUUUUACUGCGUGUAGACCCACAAGUACAUCGCCUUAAUAUAACUCUUAAGAAUCUCAUUAUUCUAGUUUCAUGGACUUCUGAUUGCUCAGAUAUAUAAUAUUGACUGUGUUGGGUUAAUUUAAUAAUGACAAAUAAUUCUUGACAUAAUUAUCAAUGCCAUGGCUUUGCAUCUGGCGUCUGUAUCCAACUAUUGAUUGAUACGUAACUCUUGUAUCCAAGUGUUUGAAACCUGGUGUCUGCCCACAAGCAGUAGACAGUCAGGGUUGUGGUGUUGAACUGUGUUAAGAACCAUCAAAUUACAGUAGAUAAUUGGCUAAUAAUUUCCCCACCAUGUACAACUCCAGUUAAGGCUACAAUUUACUUAUAUAAAUUCAUGUGUGGUACAAAUAAUAUAUAUAAUGUUGAAUAUUUUGGGAAUAAUUGUAAAAAAUCAGUUUAUAUAUACUGUAUAUGGUAAUGUAAGUAAAAUUUUACAAAAUAAAAGAUAUAUGUCAGCACAGUCUAGAAGCUGGGUAGUGGUCUGUGUUAUGAUCGUGGGGGGACGCACACCUUAGUCAGGUACAGGGCAGGUUGUACAGUAUAGUUUCCUAUGGCUCUGUAAGUUUCCUCGGCCACAUUUAACAGUCUUUAUCUGGUACAAUGACACUUUCAGCAGGGAAAUGAAUGGUUGUAUUCUGAAUGCUAAGACUGUGUGUGUGUGUGGGGAGGGAUGGCAUGUCAGUCUUAUGUAUGGGUGGGUUAUUGUUGUGGGCCUUUUUAGAGGGUUGGAAUGGUUGUAUUAAUGUUGGUUGUAUGUAUGAUCUUUGUUAUCUACAAGAAUAUAUAUUGUUAGAUGUUUAAUUGGUUGAUAAACCAGUUGUAAAUCUGUAUUACCUGUCAUUUUGGGGGAACAGAGGCAAAGACUCAAAUAAUUUAUAUGUAAUUAAUAGUUUUGCCAAGUAAAUUUAUCGAAUAAAAGGAUAAUGAGAUCCUUUUAACCCAGAUACUUUUUCCAGGGGUAAAUUUUUUAUGCAUUUUUGCUUUGUUAAUGUGUAUGUUGUUAAGGGGAUAUAUUUGUUUUUAUUACUGAAGUUUCUCUGUAGCAGUUCACAGAUUGUGCUGACAUUAUUCCACGAAAGCUCAGGCUGGAAAGUUAAAAAAAAUAACCUACUGGUGCAGUUCAGGCAGCUAAAAAUACACUAAAGAAGUUUCCCAGACUGCUAACUGGACAUACGGGUGGAGGCGUGAGUCUCGUGCGAGCUCUCCGACGUGGUCACUGGCAGCUUGGCAAUCAACACGGCUUCAGUUUUCCCAUGACCCUGACAAACAUAUCAGACCACCUGCUUGAUGGCAAACAUAAUUACUGUUUUUAGGAGAAAUUAAAAUCAAAACGAUUGUAAUCUAUGCAAGUUAUAAUGUUUUGGCAUAAAUGUUUUCGCCUCAAUAAUGUGUAAAAGUCAAUAGCUCAUCCACACUUCAGAUCAUGAUGACCGUGAAUACAUUUUCAGCUGUGGCUCUUUUUUUUUCGACUUACUAAGCAAUAAGACGAGAGGAUCAGUAGUAGUGUGCAUACUUUAGUGUCGACAACCCCUGUAGGUGUGGUUGGUGUGUAGGGUUGGUGGUGGGAAGUGCCAUCCUUGGCAACAUCACCACCCCCCGUCUUUCUCCCUCGGCUACCAGGUACCAUAUCUGCAACUUUACCACCACCACAGGUGUUGCUUUUGAAUGGUGGUUAUUGUGUGCACAGGGUGCAACUGGUGCACAUGUGUGAUUGUGUAUAUUAUGAGUGUACUAUAGGUGUGCCAUGGGUGUGGUGGUGUAGUAUAGGGUGUUUACCAGGAUACCGUGGGAAGGGUCCGGUGUGCCGCAUGAUCUCAUUGUUAAUGUGUUGUCCCCCCUGUGGCUCCAGGCCCCCCCUUCCCCCUCCCAGUCUUUCCUGUGGUGCCUGUGGUGGUGGUGGUAGUAGUAGCAGUGGUGUUGGUGAGCUAGUGUCAGUAGUGGUGAUGGUGGUGGUGGCAGUGUUAUAGCACCACCAUCAACAUUCGUGGAUAGUUCACCUCCCUCUCCUCUCAGCUGGCGGUCUCACCCAACCUCUCCCAGUACCUAACGUGUCUUGUUCCAGUCUUUUCUAUAUUAGAAAUGUUCUUAUGUUAUCAUUAAUGUGCUUUAUUUAUUCUCACUUUUAUUUUUUGUUGAUACACUUAGAUAGUGUAGCUAUGUUUUUCACCCUCGGCUAGGGCCGAGGGUGCAAGCGCUGUCACUGGUGACGUGUGUGGCACCGUAUUCCAUCCAUGACUAGUUUACCUCACGUUCCUCUCCGUAUUUAUAGCUUAUAUUUUGAGAGCAUUUUGUGUGUAUAUAGCUUUUCUCCUUCACAUUUUAAUGCAACUUCCUCAUACAGAGGUGGUGUGAAUCUCACACCCUGAUCCCUCAACCUCCCCAUUUCCUCUCCCUAAACAGCUUCCCAUGACCAUAGGCUCGUGGCCAGCUUCUUCACACUUUGCUAUCUUUUUUUUUUGUAUAAAGUGACAACAGUAGGUUUAGGCUUUCCCCUAGGUGGUGCUCUGAGCUACCCAGGACUUACCGAGAGUUUUGUACCAGCCUGUGUUUGACGUCAGUGCAGUCUUCAGUUUGUGUAUGAUGAGAAAAAUGAGGAUAGUCGUGUGUUGCUCUGAAGGUAGGCAGGUAUCCAUGUGGGUAGAGUACAUAAAUAAGUUUUGUAAUUUAUACCAGAUGUUUCAUAUAUUUUUAAAAUAUUUAUUGCCGUUACUGCACUUUUUCCGUUAUGGGCACGGAAGGUCUCUCUGCUUCUCGCUGUUGAGCUUUAAUGAAUCCAUUGUUGCAGCCAUGAUUGGUGUGGGCAAGUGGCCAGCUGAGGUGCCUUGCCCACACCCACAUCCCCAUGCCCACACAUGACCCACUCUGUCACAAGUAGGUUGCCAUGUCUGCCGCCUGCCUGCCUGCCAGCAGUAUGGCAACCUCAUGCCCUGGGAUGCUUCUACUCAACUCUUUUGGUAUUGUUUUAAAUACCAGGUGUGUCAAUAAUAAGCAUUGUUAUAGGUGUGGACAUGGAGGUGGUGCUGGUGUGUGACUGGUUGUGUGGAGGAUGACCUGCUGGCCUACCUGCAGGUCACUCAUCCACACAGGUCACUGGUCGCCCCUCAUUCAUUGCUCUGGGCCGGCGCCCCUCCCCCCUGGGCAGCCAUCACCCACUCCCCCCCCCUCUCGCAACUGAUACCUGUGUUUUUAUUUGAAGAGUCUGUACAGUUUUUGUGUAAUGACUAGAAAUAUUACUGAGGAUAAUAAAUAAUAUACAUGUGUUGUGAUUUCUCAAACAAAAUAAAUAGUGUGAAUUGUGUUCCUAA
Molecule: messenger RNA, 9820 nt
Organism: Cherax quadricarinatus
Lineage: Eukaryota; Metazoa; Arthropoda; Malacostraca; Decapoda; Parastacidae
Source: RefSeq, a predicted model, not a curated record